Messenger RNA from Cryptosporidium muris RN66, 5706 nucleotides. Its product is annotated as MAM domain-containing protein. Gene Ontology annotation, biological process: amine metabolic process. Gene Ontology annotation, molecular function: quinone binding; copper ion binding; primary methylamine oxidase activity. The record is from RefSeq and is a predicted model, not a curated record. NCBI's taxonomy places the organism in Eukaryota, Apicomplexa, Conoidasida, Eucoccidiorida, Cryptosporidiidae. The coding region runs from base 1 to 5211 and encodes 1736 amino acids. The transcript has a single exon. Gene Ontology annotation, cellular component: plasma membrane.
AUGGGCCUAUCUUAUAUAACUUAUUUAGUGUUUUUAUUUUGCUCCAUACAAGGAAUAUUAUGCACUGAAUUAUACUCAGGAUUUAUUCCACAAAUUGACCAAGAUUUUGAACAAGACUACAACUCUCUAGAUAUUACCAGAGAUAAUGCUGCAACCAAUAAAGUUAGGAGAGUACUACAACCAAUCAAUGAUAAUGGACAAUGUAUAAUUCUUCUUUAUACCUAUGGUUCUGCAGUUCCAACUAAGAUAUCAGAUCCAUCUACCUCAUGUCCGAUAGCUGGCUAUAGGAGCUAUUUAUUUGAAGGGGAAUAUGGUGAAGACUCUUCUGCUUCAAUAGUGGAGAUAUUUCCAAUUGUUCAGAACUAUACCUGUUUAAGAAGAUCUGGUUGUACAAUAGCUAUAUCUGGUAGUGGGUUGUCACAAGAUGACAUGAUCUACAUAAUUCCAAAUUAUUACAAUGAAACAGAUGUAAGCAAGUUAAAACCAUCAACUUUCCCUAUCUCUAGUCCUUGCCCUCCCCAAAAUAUAUCUAACAGUUUAGGGCCCUUCAAGGGUAUAAAGUCAUAUGAAACAUCUGAAAUUGUAAUUGGAGAUAACAUGCAGAAACACCCAAAACGCCUUGCAACUGUUCUCUUUAACAUUAUACUGCAGCCAAAUAAUCUCUAUGACUCUGCAUAUAUUUGCUAUUCUCCUGCUCGCAAUAGGAUAUAUAAACCAACUGAUAAUCCUGAAGUGUUCUUUUACAAUGCAGGAUUACUGAAAAUUGAUAGUAAGAUUGUUUUUUGCUGCGACUUCGAAUCUAAGGGAUACUUAGGAUGUGGAUUUAAUUCUUUAAUAGACUUUCAAACCAAGACGAGAUUUGAGUUAGGGAAUGGAAAUGAAGUUGUUGUUGGCUCUAGCCCUCAAGCAGAUACUACAAUAGGAGUAAAAGGUAAAGGGCACUUUCUAUACUUUAGAGCACCUGGAUAUAUGCCGGGAGCAUCUGCACUACUCUUAGGAAAUCCCAAAGUAUAUUCUUUUGGUACAUAUUGUCUUUCUCUCAAAUACUUUAUGGCAGGUGCAGAUGCAAAUGUUUUAAGAUUAUACUUAGCUUCAGGUCUAUUGGGAUCUGUUCCCUUAAAUAAUCAAGGUAUACCCACUUCUCAAAAUAAGAAACCUAAAGUUGUGACUCAUUUCGGUCGGCCAAAUUGGCUUGUUGUAGGACAACAAGGCCCUACAUGGCAAUUAGGAGGUUUUGAAUUUUAUUCAGAUGGUCUUACUCCUUUAAAACUAGUUCUAGAAGCUAUUGGAGGAAGAUCUGAGGAUAGUUUAGUUGCAAUAGAUGACAUUAUUAUUAGAUCAGGGCACUGCCCUAGUGAAAUCAUUAGGGCUAGUGAAAGAGCAGAUCAGAAGUGCGUCUGGGGAGAAGUCAGAUUGAUAUCAUCAAACUUUACAACAGAGAAGUCAUGGGAUAUAGAAGGAGCAUUAGGAUGCAGUGGACGCACCUAUUCAUUUACAAAUAUACAAGUUCCAUCUUCAGAUAAUAUAAAGUGGGCUACAACAGAUUGGAUCCCUUGUUGUUUACCUGGAUAUGGAACCUACACUGUGAAUAUCUAUGAUACUUUUGGUGAUGGCUGGAAUAAUGGAAAUUAUUUAGAAUUUAGAUUUUUUGACGAAAUUAUACGUAUUGGUGACCUUUUUAAAAGUGGUAAUGUCAUGAAAACUACUAUUAAUGUAGGUAUAAUAAAAAUUGAGGAGAUUAAGGCUACAGAGACAUUGGUUAGUAUAACUAUUAAGUCAAAUAGAAAUAAUGUUAAUGCAUGGUGCGCACUAACGAAAGCUGGCAAUGUACCUCCUAAUAGUACUACCUUAAGAAAGUAUGGACUAAGGACAAAACAACCAUUAAUGCAAGGGGAUACUUAUGAAUUCAAUUUAUCAUCAUCUAACAAGGGAGUUCUGUUACCUAAUACUGAAUAUGACCUGUACUGUUUUGGACAGGAUGCAUCAAUUACAUUAGAAAGUUCAUCAGUUGUGGAUAAUCUAGCAAUAGAGUAUUCUAGGGUACGUAUUACAACUGAUUCAAAAUAUCCAAUACUCACAAUACAGGAUCUGAAAGUUGGAGAAGAAAGUGUUUUCUUCACAGUAAAAUUAGAUGAACCAGGAUCAAUAUGGUGCUCUGCACAAAUUGAUACUAAAACUCUAUCUCUGAAUUUAAGUACAAUUGAAGAGGAUAAACUUGUGAGAGAUAUAAGAAGUAGGGGGGUUGAACAAAUGAUAUCAUCUAGAGAUAUCAUGAUUAUAAAAAAAGUAACUAUUAAUGGGCUUAUUCCUGCAACUAAAUAUAAGCUAAUUUGCACAGCUGAAGAUUUAGCUUUACCUAAAGCAAAUAGAAUUCCAAUUAAGCAAGUAUUGAGCAAAUUAACUUUAACCUUUAUUACCAAGGAUAGAAUACCAAAAGUUAAAAUUAAUCAUGUAACAGCUGAGUUAGGGAAAUUUACUGUUGGGGUGCAUGUAGAUACACCUGGGAAAGUAGAUUGUGUAGCUACUCUUCCUGAUGGAAUGUAUCCAAAUCCGAGAGAUAUUCAGAGGUAUGGUCAAAGCAUUAAUGUAACAGAUCCAUCAGAAGAAAACUUCUUAACUUUGGUAGGAAUUGAAGGUAAUCAGAAAUAUAUAGUAUACUGCAUGGCCACGAGCAGAACUGGCCUCAGCAUGCAAGUUACAGAUAUCUGGAGUACUGCUACAGACAUAACAUCAUUUGGACAGUUCUGUGAUAUUCCAUCAUUUCCUUCUGGAAUUGAGACAGGCUAUGCUACACCUUUUGACCCACUAACUCACAUUGAAGAAAUAAAGGUUCGGAGUUACUUUGAUAGUAUUAAAGAUAAAUAUAACUCUAAAGGACCAUAUAGAAUAACACUAUUUAUAAAUAAAACUGAAGCGUACGAGUAUUUAGACUCCCUAACUAAUCACUUAAAAGAUCCAGAGACAGUUCCACUUCCAAGUCCACCUCCACGUUAUGCACGUAUUAGGUUUGGUUCUUGCAAUGAAAACUUAAAUGACUCGAAUCCUGAAGGUUUAAAUGGGCUGUAUCAUCAAUGGAAGGUUGGACCAAUUGUACUAAGUGAUAAUGAGAAAGAAAAGAAUGGAAGUUGGGGUCAUUUGGAAUCUGAAGGAGAAAAAAAGCACAGCUUAGUGCAGGUAAAUGAAACUGUUGCAAUGUAUCAUAUUGACUUAGCUGAGCCAAAACCUGUAGAAUGUGGAGGGUGGAACCCAAGUGGACCUUUUGGAAGAAGGCUUCAACAAGUAGAUUUUGAUGGUGAGACACUUAAUAACACUUCUAAUUUAAGAUUUCAGCCUAGGCUCUUUGAUCUGUUAUCUGAUAAUAAAUUAGAUGAAAUCGUCUUUGAGUCAUGUGGGGCUCAUUUACCUGGUAUACAAGAUCAAGCUGAACAACAUGUACGCUUGGGACCAGUAGUAUAUCAACCUGCCCUAAAUGUGACAUCAGAACCUUCUAUAUGGGCUGGCAUGACUAUUAAAGAUGGUACACAAUGUCCAAUUUUUUUUGAGUUGAUUGCGCCACACGCAACUCUACAGAGUAUCAGAGAUGGAUCAGCAAAAAUUGAAUUUGAUCGUAUUCACAGAAUGCUUGUAAAACAAAUAUGGUAUAAUGGAAGUGCUUAUAGAACCUUAGAUGAACUAGUUUUUUCCUACAACGAGGUAAAGUUAAUUAACUCUGGAAUCCUUGCAGAUGAAAUGGAGUGGUAUAGAGGGAGAAAUAACAUAAGAAAUAAAGAUGAUGAAUUGCAAAAUAGAUUGUCUCUAGUUAACCCAAUUAUACUUGAAUCUCGUAGGAUUGAGCAUGAACAAUCUAUGCAUCAGAACAGGAUACGAAAACUUCAGUACCUUGAAAUGUUUAGUAGAGGUGACCUAGAAGUUAGAGCUAAACCUGAGCAGUGUGAACCUGGUGGUCGCCGCUUUCAAGUUAUGAAGUCUCCUAAUAGAGAAGCUUACACAAUUAAAUGGAUAGGUUGGCAGUUUACACUUACUAAUGAUCGUGACAGCGGAUUUAAAAUUUGGAAUUUGAACUUUAUGGGUAGGAGAGUGGCUUUUGAGCUAGGAAUGAUUGAUGCUAUGGCUCACUAUACAGUUUUUGAGAGACAAUGGUUUUUUUUGGAUAGCUGGUACGGGGGACUAGGUACUGCUGCACGUCGUGUCCACCCAGGUUUAGAAUGCGCAAAUACAGCUCAGACUAUUUUUUGGGAUAAUAGUGCCUGUAUUUUUGAACUUGACACUGGACGCCCAAUAAGAUCACACUGGAAAACUGGUGGUAUAAAAGAUGCAGCACCAUUAACAACUCUUACAAUUCGUCAAAUAAUAACAGUUUCAAACUAUGAUUACAUUGUAGAUUUAAUUUUGUAUAAUCAAGGCUCUUUUGAAAUGGGAGUUAGCUUUACUGGAGAACUUUAUGCAGGGUUAGAAGUGCCAUAUUUCUCGGCUAAACAACAUCAAUAUGGUACGCAAAUUAGUCCCUCAGGACAAAUGGCUGCAUUACACUCCCACUUUGCGGUAUGGAAAAUUGACUUUGACCUAGGUUCCAAUUAUACUGAUAAUUCUAUCUCAUGGAUAAAAGUGCUUAAAGAUCCUAUUAAAGAAGGGCAUCAUAAAUUAGAAAGAACAUUUGCGGAGAGAGAGUCUAAUGCAUAUUUAAUGUAUAAUGAAACUCAUCACCAUCCAAGAGCUUAUUUUAUUGUUGAUGAAAAGCAUAGUACUUAUGGAAAUGUAGGUGGAUUUCUAGUCAGGCCUUCACAUACUAUUGCAGACUUAAUGCCAGAUCAUGAGCUUUAUUCAGGACCCGCCUCCUGGUCUAAAUAUCAGCUGGCAUCUUCUGUAUUCAAGUACUCGGAACUUGAUGCUGACUUACCUAGAGAUAAUAAAUUUGCUGCAAAACCUGCCGUUAGAUUCGAUUCAUUUAUUGAGGAUGAUGAAGUAAUUAGACACUCUGAUGUUGUAACAUGGGUAACAUCAGGAAUCUGGCAUAUUCCUACCCUGGAGGAUGUACCACAAACAACUGCACUUGGGAAUACUUUAGGCUGGUAUGUAAGGCCAUUUAAUUGGUGGCCGAUGGAUCCAAGUGUUACUUUACACAAUGCUAUCAAGGGAGAUUUUAUUGAACCUGGGACGUGUGCUGUGCAGAGAAGAGGAAAUCUUUUUAAAGUGAUUAAAAUUGUGGAAUAAAUUUGUUAGAAUUUAAGGAAAUAAUCAAUAUUUAAUUAGCCCUUACUUUGUCCAUAUAUUAUACAUUUUUAAAGCAAAUAUUAUAUAUCAAUCUAGCAUAGUCUAUUCUUAUUGUGUGUGGCUGCAUAAGAGCCAUAUUAAUCUAAUAGAGUUGUGAUUGUUAACUCCUAUAAAUUCCCUGCAACUUAGAUUGUAAAGAAGUUAAAGGAAGAUAAAACUGAGAUUCCGUAAAUAAGUAGUAUCAAACUACUUUUCUUAAUUUAGGAAUUGCAACAAACUGUACUUGAUACUCUUGAAAAUUAAUUACUUAACAAAUUCUAAAUCAAAUUAAAAGUUGUACAUAUGUAUGCAUACACUGGACUUAGGAAGUGAUUUAGGACUGGUAUUUUGUAGAAAGUUCACAAAAAUUUCCCUUAUAUAUAGACCAUCAGGCUGUCUUUUGGAUUUAGAAUAGUUUAUGUUCAUUGUAGAAUUUGUGAUUUAAAUAUUAUAUUU